Messenger RNA from Condylura cristata (star-nosed mole), 3912 nucleotides. RefSeq names its product coiled-coil domain containing 136 (gene CCDC136). The coding region runs from base 156 to 3878 and encodes 1240 amino acids. Gene Ontology annotation, biological process: single fertilization; acrosome assembly. The transcript has 18 exons. Gene Ontology annotation, cellular component: acrosomal membrane. Lineage: Eukaryota; Metazoa; Chordata; Mammalia; Eulipotyphla; Talpidae. The record is from RefSeq and is a predicted model, not a curated record.
CCCUGCACCCCAGCCCCCAACGCCCCUAGCAGCCCACUGUCCCUCCUCUUUUCCUGCUCCCAGGCCCCACGGUGACCACUUUGGGCUCCUAUGAGGUGUCGGAGGGUUGUGAGAGGAAGAAAGGCCAGCGAUGGGGGCCUCUGGAACGGCGAGGAAUGCAAGCUAUGGAGGGAGAAGUGUUACUCCCAGCUCUCUAUGAGGAGGAGGAGGAGGAGGAGGACGAAGAGGAGGAAGAGGAAGAUCAAGUGCAGAAAGGCGGCAGUCUGGGCUCCCUGUCUGCGGGCAAGCACCGGGGCCUGAGCCUCACCGAGACGGAGCUGGAAGAGCUGAGGGCGCAGGUGCUACAGCUGGUGGCGGAGCUGGAGGAGACCCGGGAGCUGGCGGGGCAGCAUGAGGAUGACUCCCUGGAGCUGCAGGGGCUCCUGGAGGACGAGCGGCUGGCCAGUGCCCAGCAGGCAGAGGUGUUCACCAAGCAGAUCCAGCAGCUCCAAGGUGAACUGAGGUCCCUGCGGGAAGAAAUUUCCCUGUUGGAGCGUGAAAAAGAAAGUGAACUUAAGGAAAUAGAACAGGAGUUGCAUUUGGCCCAUACUGAAAUCCGGAACCUGCGGCAGGCAGCAGAGGACUCAGCGACGGAGCAUGAGAGUGACAUAGCAUCGCUGCAGGAGGACCUCUGUCGGAUGCAGAAUGAACUCUAUGACAUGGAGCGCAUUCGGGGGGAGUACGAGAUGGAGAUCACCUCCCUGCGGGCGGAAAUGGAAAUGAAGAACUCUGACCCGUCCAGUAGCUUAAGUGCCUCAGAUUUCUCUGAGAUGCAAGAAGAACUGCAGCAACUGCGGGAGCGGUACCGCUUCCUGAACGAGGAGUACCGGGCCCUGCAGGAGAGCAACAGCAGCCUCACGGGGCAGCUUGCAGAUCUGGAGAGUGAGAGGACACGAAGAGCAACAGAGAGGUGGCUGGAGUCCCAAACACUACGGCGUAUGAUAUCAGCAGAGUCUCAGACGUCAGAAAUGGACUUCCUGGAGCCUGAUCCUGAAACCCUUUUGUUGCGACAGCAGCUGCUGGGAGCGGAGGAACAGAUGCAGGACAUGCAGAACAAGUGUAAGGAAUUGUGUUGUGAGUUGCAAGAGCUGCAGCAUCACCGCCAGACCAGCGAGGAGGAGCAGAGGAGGCUGCAGCGAGAGCUCAAGUGCGCACAGAAUGAGGUGCUUCGCUUCCAGACCUCCCACAGUGCCGCGCAGAAUGAGGAGCUCAAGACCAGACUGUGCGCCCUGCAGCAGAAGUAUGACGCUAGCCAGGAUGAGCAGAACGAGCUGUUGAAGGCACAGCUCCAGCUCCAGGCUGAGCUUCGGCAGCUCCGAGUCACGAGGUGCUCGGUGGUAGAAAGCCCCAGCGAGAAGGAGUUACAGUGCCAGCUGCAAAAGCUGCAGCUCGAGUUCCACAACGUCACGUGCGAGAAGGACCAGCUGCUAGAAGUGCACCAGCAGCUACGCAGCGACCUGCGGAGCCAUGAGGCAGAGGUGCAGCGCCUCAGGACCAUGGUGGCCUGCUACCAAGAGAAAAGCGAUAAGAGCACAGAGAUGCACGCCCAGCUGCAGGAGAUGAGGCAGCUGUACCAGUGCAGCCAGGAGCAGCUGGAGCUGCAGAAACACAUGUACGAUCAGCUUGAGCAGGAUUACCUGCUCUGCCAGCACGAGCUGACCGAGCUCAGGAGCAGCCAGUCCAUCCCGGAGGACAAGGAGAAGUGUGUUCAUCAGUGUGACACCCUGCUGGCCAGGCUGACGGAGCUGCAGGACAGGUACAAAGCCAGCCAGAAGGAGAUGGGGCAAUUGCAGAUGGAGCAGUGCCAGCUCCUGGAAGACCAGCGGAGGAUGCAGGAGGAGCAGGGCCAGCUGCAGGAGGAGCUGCACAUGCUCACAUUCCCCGUGCCCAAAUCUGGGCUCAGCCUGAAGAGUCAAGAGCUACUUGCCAAGUUACAUGAGCUGGGUGAACUGCAGCUGCUGUACCAAGGCAUGCAGGAAGAACAGAAAAAACUACUCCAGAAUCAAGAGAGACUAGUACAGGAACAGUUUGCGCUGCAGGAAGAGCUGCACGUGUUCAAAGACUCUCAUUUCCGGGAAGUGCUGCAAAAUACCGAGGAUUCUAAACAGUCCAACUCCUCAAAAUGUCAAAACAAGUCCAAGGUGAUCAUGGCGCAGAUCCAGGCGCUGCAGGGGCUGUACGAGUCCAGCCAGAAGGAGCAAGAGCUGCUGCAGAAGGAGCAGGGGCGGCUUCUGGAGGAGCGCAAGAGGCUGCAGGCCGAACUGCAGCUCUGCCUGGAGGAAAUGCAGAUCCUCCAGGUCCAGUCCCCUGCUAUGAAAAUGAGCCUCGACUCCUACCUGAAGAGCAGCAGCGCGACCGGCAGCGGCGCCCCCAUCGGGGACGGCUAUCAGCGCAGUUACGAGAGCAGCGUGGACGCCAAGGAGAGCUACUUGCGGAGCUACACCAGCAGCCGGGCCAGCGACGAGAGCUUCCUCAAGAGCUAUGGCAGCAGCGCCAGCGAGCCCUGCGAGAAGGUUUCCCGCGCCAGCAGCGGCAGCGGCAGCAGCAGCACCGACACCUAUCACAAGAGCUACCUGAGCAGCAGCACGGAGGUGGAGCCAGCCGAGCCCAAAGACGUGGAGUGCUUUGAGGACACGGUGGCCAAGGUGUUGGUCAAGCUGCAGGGCGUGCAGGCCAUGUACCAGCUCAGCGAGGAGGAGCACAGCCAGCUGCAGGAGCGCAUGGCAAAGCUGCUGGAGCAGCAGAAGGGCCUCAAGGAGGAGCUGGAUGCCUGCGAGAGGGAGCUGAGGGAGUGCAUGGAGGGCCUGGAGAAGCCCGCGGCCUCCCAGAGUGACAAGAACGAGAUCAAGGAGCUGCAGGCCAAGCUCCGGGAGCUGCAGCUGCAGUACCAGGCGAGCAUGGACGAGCAGGGCCGGCUGCUGGCCGUGCAGGAGCAGCUGGAGGGGCAGCUGCAGUGCUGCCAGGAAGAGCUCCGUCAGCUCCGGGAGCGGAGGCUGUCAUCCACCACCGGUGGGAAAAACAGCAACAGGAACAGCAACAGGAACGCCAGCGGGACCAGAGAGCCCACCGAGACCAAGACCAUCCCAGAGAGUUCCGAGGUCAGCUGUGAGACCGGAAAGAGUCUAGAGGUGGUGCUGUACUACAAAGCCCCCCAAACGGAUUUAGAUAGUCUGACCAAAGAGGACCAGACAGAGGACGUGGAAGAGGAGGAGGAGGAGGAGGAGGAGGAAAAGAAAGACGUUGAGGAAGCAGAGGAAACCUGGGAUGAAAUAGCUACGGAGACACCAGACCCUGCAAGGCUGAAGUCCACGGAAGAUUGGGAGCAAGUAUUUGAAAAGCCCCAGCAGUGUGAGGACGACAAGGAUGAGGGUGAGGAUGACAAGGAUGAGGGUGACGGCGAGGGAGACAAGAAUGAGGACAGCUCUUGCCCUGAAACUUCCGAGGAAAACAACGCCCUCAAGAUUUCUGAGAGUAAAAAGGCCUGGUGGUCAUAUCGGCUUUGCUCUGGUGCUGGUGGGCUGAGACAUCGUCCUAAUGCAGAACAUGUUUGGGAUGUGGAAGCCUGUGGUGUUCUUGGCUAUCGCCGCGGUGGCCCUGUAUGUGUUACCCAACAUGCGACCGCAGGAGACAGAUUUCUGCCUCAUGGAGUGAUGGCAGACACCCCCCCACCGCCAUGGGGGGCCACACCCCCAGCGGCCCCUCCCCUCGGCUUUGGGCAGGACACACUGUGCCAGAGCCCCUGCCCCACCUGUAUGUUUGUGUCCCCAGCUCCUUCACCUGUCACCCAAGCCGGAAAGGCCCACGGGGAGCUGCCGGCUCCCAUCUCCUGCCUUGUAUGAGAAACUGGGUUCCUUGUAAUUAAAUAUCAACUGA